Filobasidium floriforme is the source of this 2830-nucleotide messenger RNA. RefSeq lists its product as uncharacterized. The transcript has 2 exons. Gene Ontology annotation, biological process: phosphorelay signal transduction system. The record is from RefSeq and is a predicted model, not a curated record. Gene Ontology annotation, molecular function: phosphorelay sensor kinase activity. Lineage: Eukaryota; Fungi; Basidiomycota; Tremellomycetes; Filobasidiales; Filobasidiaceae. Bases 93 to 2753 code for a protein of 886 amino acids.
UAGACCUUAGAGGGGAGGGUGUGGGGGUAGGAGGAUCGACGACGACGACGAAUACGAGGACCAGGACGAGGACGGUGUCGGUGUCGAUUUCGAUGGGGACCUCUCGGCCUUUCGACUCUACCUCUACCUCUACCUCAAGCCUGACUUCCCACUCAACCUCAACCUCAACCUCAAUUUCGAUCCCGAACCAGCCCACCCCCCGAUCCGAAUUCCACACCGAACUCUCCUCCUCGCUCUACUCCGCCUCCUCCACCUCCAUCCCCCUCCGUACAGCGCGUCUCGUCCGCCAAUUCUACACCACCCACGGGUACUUGCCUCCUCCUAGAUCCCCGGAAGAAGGGGUCAGGGUGCAGUGUAUCAAGGAUUAUGAUUUGGGUAGGAGGGCGCAGAUGAGGAAUAUACAGAAGGCGACGGAGUUGUUGGCAGGGUGUUUCUCUUCCACGUCUUCCUCUGGCUCUGGCUCUGCCUCUGGCUCUCGUGACGAAAAGGCAUCUGAAGGAUCUGGUGUGGUCUGUACGUUCAGCCUCUUCAAAGACGACGCCCAACACCACGUAGCCGCCGCCGGCCCCCCUUCUCUAGUCGACUCCCUAGCGCUGAGUAUCGGCACCCGGGUCCCACCCCAGAUCUCUUUGUGUGGGCAUACGAUCCUCAGCCCGAAGUCGGAAGGGGGGUUGGUUUAUGUACGGGAUCUUGCGGGGGAUUGGAGGUUUAGCGGGAAUCCUUGGGUCAAGGGGAAGAAGAAGAAGAAGGGUAAUAAAGAGGAAGGAGAGGGUGAUACAAGUAAUAAAGAGGAGGGAGAGGGUGAUCAAGAGCUCCAGGGGGGGAUGAAGAGUUAUAUCGGGAGCGUCGUCAGGUUGAGGCCCGAUCCGACUUUGCCUUUAUCGUCGUCGUCAUCGUCAUCCGUUAUCGAAGCCGACAGGAACAACGCCGACAGGAACAAAGAGGACGACACCGUCGCCAUCGGAGCCCUCAACAUAUGUUUCCUCACCGAACCCCUCCUCACCCUCUCUUCCGAUCAGACAGACAUCAUACGACGCAUCACCGACAUCCUAGAGGGACAACUCGCGCUCACUUGGCAAGCGCAACGACACGAAAAGGAGGUCCGGGCUAGACAGGCCGUCUCGGAUUUCCUGGAGGAGGGGUUGGUCAGAGGGAUGCGUCCCCAGCGCGAACGAGGGUCGGAAAGGGGAAGGGGUGAGAGGGUGGAUCGAACUGCAGAUCCUACCACUACUACUGCUACCACGUCCGACGCAGGGGACGAGGGAGGAGUGGCCACAGACAGGAACGGCGACGACGAUGGGGACAAGUACGUGCACUUUCGGGCCCAAGCUCGAUAUGCCGUGGAAAAGAUCCGGGAACAGGUGCGAGAGAUCGGGUUCGUAUGUAUACUCGAUACGAGUUCGUUCGUGUCCUUCCAGUCCCGACAGAAAACCCAGCAAGCGGACGAUGACAAGACGAUGAUGGGCGUACUCGCUUCUUCCAGCGACGAGUCGAGCGCUGCCGCUGCGAUGUCGUCGAUGGAUCCCACCGUCGCUCAGACGGUGAGCGAUUUUCUCGACCGGCAUGUCGAUCACCAUCACCGCGCCGAUCAGACGAUCUUUGUCAAGGCCAUUGGGGAGGCUUCUGGGCUCGAACCGCUCUUGCCCUCGGACACGUACAGCCACCUGAUCUUGCCGCUCUUUUCCGGAGGAGACGCCCUGUUCGCGGUGAUCGCGUGCAGUGCGGACCCCGACUAUUCGUUCAGUCGAGGCGAUUCCGACUUUGUGAGGAGCAUGGCGACCGUGCUCAAGGCCGUGGCCAUCCAGGCCCGCGCCAUCGAGGUGGAACAGAAACGUACGACGGUGAUGAGUCGGUUCAGUCACGACCUGCGUACGCCGCUGCACGGGAUCCUCGGAUCGAUCGCCCUCCUCAACUCGUCGGUGGACAGCGGAGAGCGCGAGCAGGCGGGCGAGCUCUUGACCACCCUGAACGCUGCGACGAGGGAGAUGGAGAGGCUCAUGAACGACAUGCUCGACGAGGAAUCGUCGAACCGGCUCGAUCAGAGCAGGCGGGCAGAGACGAACGCGAGAGCUUGGGGAGCGGUACAGCGGGGACAUCGUGAUGGGCAGCACGGUCAGACCGGUUCUGCCACGUCGAGCGAUUCGACAUUGUCGAAUUUUGACUUUGGUCAGCAGUUGCCCUUGUCGCCCGGGUCACAGCGGGCCACGACGACGGCGGCCCUGCCCUUGCCCUUGCCCCUCCUUCCCAUCCCGGAGCCACUGCACCAGGCCCUCCUGUCAUCCGACCCUCGGGACGCGCCAAAGGAGCCCCUAUCGGUCCUGAUCGUCGAGGACGAAGCGAUCAGCAGAAAACUCCUGGCCAUGGCCGUCAAGCGAGCGGUCAAGGGGGUCAAGAUCGCGCAGGCCCGGGACGGUGUCGAAGGCUUGACGGCGUUCUGCAACUCGCACCCUCACCUCGUACUCACCGAUGUCAACAUGCCGAUCAUGGACGGCAUCGUCUCUGCCAAGGCGAUGAGGACGGUGGAAGCCGCGCAGGGCUGGGAACGAUCGACGAUCUAUACCAUCACGGGGCUCGGGCAGGCAGACGUCCAGAAACGACGUGAUGCGUUGAACGUGACCUUGGACGGGUGGCUCGUCAAGGGACAACAUCGGAUGGAGGAUAUCCAGGCGAUCGUGAGGGAAGUGAAUGAGCGUCGCAAGGGACGAGGCGACCACGAUCCGCAGGUCGAUCUGACGAGGAGGGUGACCGGGUGAAGCAAGGUCGGGCAGGGUCUCAAGGCCACACAACCCGACGAUGUGGCGAUGGCUGGCGAUUCGAAGCCGCACGAUUU